AUGCCCAACAAGUCGGCCAAGCGCAACAAGGCCAAGCAGAAGAAGAAGGCGCAGCUCGCGAAGGCUGUCCCGAAGGAGGGCGCCGUCAAGCCCGAAGUCGCGGUCGACACCGCCACCGAAGUCACCUAUAGCCUGGAGGCUCUCACCAUUGCAGACAACUCUGCACCCUCCGCCUCUUCCCAAACCCCUACGAACUCCGCCACUGCCGCCAACAGCAUGGUCGAGGUUGUCGAAAUUUCCGGCAAGGGUAAAGGCGUUGUCGCUCUCGUCGACAUUCCCAGUGGCACGCGCAUCAUGAAAGAGGCGCCAUACAUGGUCAUGACCGCGGGCAACCCUUCCGAGGUCGACGCCAAGAUCACCAAGGCCCUGGUCGGACUCAGUGCGGAGGACCGCGCCGCAUUCCAGUCACUGCACAACGCAGACCCCUCGCACCCCUGCGCCAACUUCGCAAUCUUCGACGGGAACGCGCUCCCCCUGGGCGCCAACUCGCCCAAAGGCGCAGUCUAUCCCACUCUGUGCCGGAUCAACCACAGCUGCAUCCCCAACGCUCACCAUAGCUGGAAUGAGAACCUGGAGAUGGAGACAAUCCACGCCCUCCGCGACAUCAGUAAGGGAGAGGAGAUCACGAUUGGGUACUUCCUCGACGGGUGCAGGGCCGAGCGCCGCGCCCAUCUGCAGAACAAGUUUGGCUUCGAGUGCAAUUGUGAGGCGUGUAGUGCCUCCGACGACAAGGUGGCAGAGAGCGAUGAGCGUCGCCGCCAGAUCGCAAUGCUCAAUGCCCAAAUCGGCAAACCCCUGCGGGUGGGCAUGAUGCCUGCCGAUGUCCUGGAGGAGUGCGCGGUUGUUCUCUGCCUGCUCGAGGAGGAAUAUGGCAAGGACACUGCCCUCGCUGCUAGCACGUACUACGAUUCCUUCCAGGUCGCUGCCUGCCACGGCUACGCCCCCGGUGCCAAGACGUUUGCUCGUGGUGCCUACAGGUGCCGCGUCAAGGUCGAAGGCGAGGACAGUCCAGAGACUAUCCGCAUGAAGGAGUUCUCCGAGGACCCCAGCUUGCACCCUGCCUGGGACAUCUUCUGA
Molecule: messenger RNA, 1077 nt
Organism: Trichosporon asahii var. asahii CBS 2479
Lineage: Eukaryota; Fungi; Basidiomycota; Tremellomycetes; Trichosporonales; Trichosporonaceae
Exons: 1
Coding region: 1-1077 (358 amino acids)
Molecular function (GO): protein binding
Source: RefSeq, a predicted model, not a curated record